UUCUGCUUAUGACAGGGCAUGUUCUUAGAUGGGUGAUAGCGCCGUGAAUUUACACAACUCUGUCUUCUUUUGUAUGAUCUGCAGACAUGUUUCUUCUCUACUGCCUUCUCUCUGCUCUCAUCAGAGUGUCCACACCAUGUCAAUCCAGCCUGUGUCUGGUUGGCAUCAUCGGGCAGAACAUCACAUUGCCGUGCUGGUACAACAGACAUUCCGGCGGGAUUCUCAACGCGUGCUGGGGGCGGGAGACCGUGCCCAUGUCCAAGUGCUCCAGGACCAUCAUCUCCAUCCAGGGAGGCAGGGUCACGCCGCAAGCCUCCCCCAGAUACGUCCUACUCAGUGGGAGAGAAGAGGGCAACGUGUCCCUGACCAUCCUCCAUGCUCGGGAGAGCGACUCGGGCAUGUACGGCUGCAGAGUGGAGAUCCCAGGGUGGUUCAACGACCUCAAGAUCAACAUCCACCUCACCGUGGAUUCGGACAGUACAUUGCAACAUGAAUCUGAUCAGAAAUCUGUUGCCGUAGCGCCGGUUGGCCUGGACCCCAUCGCCAUGUCAACCGCAAGGCCGAGGGACAAGGUACAAGAGAUAUUGACAACACUGGGAGUUAAAUCUGAGAGCUUGCUUGGCCAUCAGGAACAGCAAAAGGUGACCGUGUUGUUGAUGCAUUCAGCGAAGACGGCUGCCAUCUUCCUGAUCCCACUGGCAGUAAUCCUGGUGUUCAUCCUGGGGAGAAGGAGUAGACAGAGACUGGAGGUGACACCAGGCCAGGAGGAGAACAUCUACGAAGACAUGCAAUUGUUUGCCAGAUAGGGAACUGUCACCAGUCAAUCUCUGACUGCACGACUGAGUAAUGUCUGCAGCCAGUCCCCUGGGAGAAAUGGCAAGAUUGAGAAUAAAGUGUUUUCAGAGCUGAGCAGAGGUAGCCUAUAGGAUCAUCGCUCUCUAACCCUCAGAGCUUUGUUACCAGCUUCAGUAGAGAUGAGGCUUCUACACAGAAGAUCAGGAGUUCAAGCUUUCACACAGGUACAACGUAUACACUUUGUUAGCUGUGAAGAGUGUUCCCUAACUCACCACGACGGAGAACACAUUUCAACUCUUAUUUGUUUAUAGAGAUUAAGGAAGGAAAUAUCAACCACACAGGCUGCAGUAUAGUUCUGUUGUCUGACAUUGCCGGUGUAUAUAUAUCCUUGGCGUGUGUAACCGGAGCUAUAUAAAUACACAGCGACUCUGUGUUACCCGUACAGUAGCCUAGAAACCAAUACAUUUUGUUUGAUUAGCUUUCUGUGAGCUAGCAUUCUGAUGAACUUGGAAGUUGAGAUGUUUUUUAACCCCAAAUGCCUGAGACCUGCUGUUCAUGCCAAUAGAGUUAGGGUUGGGUUAGGGUCGAGUAUGUAUACAUGGUAUCUCCCAUGCCAGCUCCUGGUCUGGUUUUGCUGGUCCACCUGCAGAAAGCAGAGCCACAGCGCCGUCUGGUGGAGAGCAAGGGCACGACCCCAAAGCGACAAAGCUGUCGGAAUUCUACAACCAGUGUGCUCCCCACAAAGGACUAUAAUAACAUUUAGAACAGAAUGCCGUCAAGUUUGCUACUGUACAGAUAUUAACUUUUAAUACAUGAUUUAACUAAUGUCAAUUAUUUUUUAUUAUUUUUACACGUUACUAUGCAACCAUUAAAUGGUCAGUCAACUUAAA
Molecule: messenger RNA, 1685 nt
Organism: Hypomesus transpacificus
Lineage: Eukaryota; Metazoa; Chordata; Actinopteri; Osmeriformes; Osmeridae
Product: T-cell immunoglobulin and mucin domain-containing protein 4-like
Exons: 5
Coding region: 87-806 (239 amino acids)
Source: RefSeq, a predicted model, not a curated record